CAGCGGGUGCUGCGGGAGGGGGGUGCGGCGAGGGCGCGCGGCACCAGGGGGGCUCCGCGGGGCGGGCGGGAGGUGACCGUGGCCGGCCACUCCGAGCGGGAGCGAUCGCCGCCGCCUUGACGUGGUCCCCUGCGAGCGGCUGCGAGAUCCGGGCGAGCCCCGGCACCUCCUGCAGCUGCCACGGGGAGGAGCCGAGCAUCCGGGCGCAGAGAGAGGUGCGCGGGCCGGGGCCGGAGGGAGGAAGGGCCUCGAGGGCCCAGGCAACCGUGUGCGCCCCAACGGUCAGAGGGGACCAGUGUCAGGCCCAGUGGAGUGGAGUGGAGAGCAUCCGACCCAACAGCCACACGAACAAGCAGCCACCGGCCUCUGUCCCCAAGGCAGGAGACUCACUUCCGAUGGCGUUUAAUGGUUGCUUCAGUUUGAAAUACCCUGGCAACCCCAAGCAAGGUGACUUGAUCGAAGUGUUUCGUCAUGGCUAUCAGCACUGGGCUCUGUACUUGGGUGAUGGUUAUGUUAUCAACAUUGCACCUCUAGAGGAUGGCGUUGCUGCGGCAUUUACAAGCGCCAAGUCUUUAUUCAGCAGAAAGGCCCUGGUGAAGAUGCAGCUCUUGAAGGACGUUGUGGGAAAAGACACCUACAGAAUAAACAACAAAUAUGAUGAGAUCUACCCCCCUCUCCCUGUGGAAGAAGUCAUGCAGCGGUCGGAGUUUGUCAUUGGGCAGGAGGUGGAGUAUGAUUUACUGGUCAAUAACUGUGAGCAUUUUGUGACAUUGCUUCGCUAUGGAGAAAGCGUCUCAGAACAGGCCAACAAAGCAAUAAGUUCCAUUGGGUUUGUGACGGCAGCUGCUAGUGUCUUCUCAUUGCUGGGCUUGUUUCCAAAAAGACAAAGAACCAAAUAAUAUUAACAAUUUACUGAAGAGACUUUGGAACUGAAGGAAUUUGUGAGGAGCAGGGGAAUAAAUUUUUUUUUUUAAAUGA
Sorex araneus (European shrew) is the source of this 978-nucleotide messenger RNA. It is a transcript of the gene PLAAT1, whose product is annotated as phospholipase A and acyltransferase 1. NCBI's taxonomy places the organism in Eukaryota, Metazoa, Chordata, Mammalia, Eulipotyphla, Soricidae. Gene Ontology annotation, molecular function: A2-type glycerophospholipase activity; glycerophospholipid phospholipase A1 activity. Gene Ontology annotation, biological process: N-acylphosphatidylethanolamine metabolic process. Gene Ontology annotation, cellular component: cytoplasm. The transcript is spliced from 4 exons. The coding region runs from base 396 to 899 and encodes 167 amino acids. The record is from RefSeq and is a predicted model, not a curated record.